Molecule: messenger RNA, 174 nt
Organism: Scutellospora calospora
Lineage: Eukaryota; Fungi; Glomeromycota; Glomeromycetes; Diversisporales; Gigasporaceae
Source: the annotation of a GenBank genome assembly
AUGCCAAUGUCAUCCGAAUCUAAUGAUGAACGAUCCUUGUUUCUUCAAAUCACUGCGGAUGAUUCCAUGUCUAGAAGGCAGUUAGCCCUUGACAGGAUCAUUAACAAAAUAGGAAUGGGAAAAUUUCAAAGACAAAUGUUGGUUCUUGCUAUGUGGGUUAGGAUGGCUCACUGA